AUGGCCCGACGCUCCUCCAGCGCUCUGAUCCUUGCUGCCGCCCUGUGCACUCUGCUGGCACUCCAGGCGGCUUUCUUGGGCCCUAGCCGCAGCGGUCAGGUUUCGCAGCAGGACAUGGCCAAGGUGGCCGCAGCAGGUGCCGUCCUGACCGCGCCGGAAGCAGCCCACGCGCGACUUCCGGAGGAGUUUGUUAUCUUCGCGCCCAUCGUGGAUGUACUGCCGAUCCUGCCGGUGUUCUUCUUCCUGCUGGCGCGGCAGUCGGAUUUCGCUGAGCGACUUGGAAGCUUUGCGGGUACGAGGACUCGAGAUUUUUCGUUUCCGCUUCGAUACCUCAGCAAUGCAGCAAUGCUGCAAGCGAGUGCGGAAAACAGUCUUGCGAUUCGUGCGGUGUGUUGCAUGCUGACCGCAACAGUUACCUGUCGAGUUGUUUCGCCACAGACGGUGCAGCAAUUCAGUUGUUGCAUUGGCCCCACAUUUCGAGACUUGUUUCAUUACCAUAGGUCGCGCGCAGUACUGUUCUGA
Molecule: messenger RNA, 522 nt
Organism: Symbiodinium sp. CCMP2592
Lineage: Eukaryota; Dinophyceae; Suessiales; Symbiodiniaceae
Source: the annotation of a GenBank genome assembly